AUGAUGUUUAGCACAAAGAAUCGAGACAACGACUUUUCCAAUGGAACCUGUGCACAAUUUUGUAAAGGGGCUUGGUGGUACAAGAAUUGCCAAUGGUCAAAUUUGAAUGGUCUGUACACUGGAAAUGGGCCUGCGGGUGUUACGUGGUAUCACUGGAAGGGGAAUUAUACUCCUCUCAAGGAAUCCGAGAUGAAAUUAAAGCCCCAUCGAGGUAAGUUAGUAGAAUAGCAUAGGACGUGUACAGAGAUAAUUUGGGGAAAAUGGUAGGUUUAGAGUUCGCAGUGGCCACGAAGGUAGCGAAAAGAGUGCAAAUUCUCUCUCCUGUUAUGGCUGUUAACCCUUUGUCCCCCAACAGUGAAUAUCAUAAACAGUUAGGAAUAUAUGAAAGUCAUAUAUCUAAACUGCGGAUAAAGACGUGAAUGAAAGUGAUCCUCGCAGUAAUGUGCACUACUUGAGCAGUAGUGAAAAUAAGGCCUGAAAAGAAAAUUCAGGCCUGUACGGGAUUUGAACCCAAGACCUCUGCGAUACCGGUGCAGUGCUCUGCCAACUGAGUUAACAAGCCAACUGGGAGCUGGUCAUGAUGUUGGUUCCAAAUAAACCCGUGAAGUGAUGAAUAGCACCGCACCGGUAUCGCAGAGGUCAUGGGUUCAAAUCCCGUACAGGCCUGAAUUUUUCUCAGGCCUUAUUUUCACUACUGCUCAAGUAGUUCACAUUAGUGCGAGGGACAGUGACUAUCAUCUAAUUUCUCCUUACAAUAUCACUCUUGAAUCAAACAUUAGGGUCAUGAGAAUAGAAGAAAUGAUCACCAACUAAAGCAGCUCUUGAUUAUUAAACAAAUUCUCUUUGUCAGCACCUUGGGAAAUGUAUAGUGAAUAGUAUGGAGAAUGUGGAUACUGAUGUCAGGGGAUAAUGGGUUAACAGACGUACGAUAAGUGCUAUCGAUCAUGACAUAGUUAGGGGAGGGGAGGGAAAGCAACGGCGAUGGAAAGACUGUGAUGUCAUCAAGUGAGAUAUAAAGGUAGCUGCUAUCUUGGACUUACCUACGAAACUUUUAAAAUUGGCGAUUAGCUUCAGCUUUUUUCACCGAGUAAGAUGAAAAUCUACCUCGAUGCUUGCUAGCAUAGAAGAAAAAUGAAAUCCAAAGUACACUAUUAAUUCUAGAUUAAUUUCAACCUGAUGUAAAGACUGUUUUAUUUUUUAUUACCAUUAUUUUCUUUCCUUUUCAAAGAACGUGAUUGGUCAUAUGACUUGGUAUUUAGUGGGAGGCCAGAAGAUUUCGUAUACCUCCCCCGAAUCACUGACCUUCAGGAUGUAACAGCCUGUUGGUGGUUGAAAACCAAAACAACGUCAAGCUGGUCAGAAGUAUUCUCAUUGCGUCAAUAUCCAGAUCAAGUUGUUCUAAGCUUCUCUUUCGGGAGUAGUGCCACCUAUGCCUUUCAAGUGCACGACUAUAGGAUGUAAGUUUUGACUUACUAGGAAGCUCGAAUACUCUAGCUGUGGCCGGACUCACAAACUCAAAAUUUAGUUUGAUUCACCUGGCCGGCAAAAACUUAAUCAUCAAAGACUAGUAGCCACCUCACUAGUACGGUGCACACAACUUUACAUGGGUUGACCCCUGGAUAUCUACAAUCUCGAUGUACAUCCCGAAAUGAUAUUACUUCGUACCGACUGUGGAAAUCUGAGAAUAAAUCGGCUGUUCCACAGUAUAAUCGGUUGCACUAACUAUUUGAAGAGGAGUUUUCCUUUGAGGGUGCUAUGUAGUUGAACAGCGUUUCCCGUGAACUCUGAUCAACAGUUUCUUUAGGUGAAUUUAAAAGUAAACUGCGUCAUUAUAACUUUUCAAUGAGACGGCAUCCUAGAAAAGAAGCUUUAAAGAUAUAGUAGGUUUUUAUUCUAAUAGUAUAGCAUUAAUUGUUAGUUUAGCUCGGAAACGACUUAUCCCUCCUCUGUUUCCGCUGAAAACAAAAUGAACCAGCCCAAAAUCCUCCACACACCCCCCUGGUAAUAAAUGAUGACUGGCCACUUAUGUGAAGCUUUCUCACAGCACUUGAAACCCAAUCUUGCUCGCUAUAAAUGUUUUUCUAUUAUCGAUCACUAGGACCUUCACCGUUUACGAUGCUGUUAUAGCUGAUGAUGAGUGGCAUCACGUGUGCAUUGCAAGGUUCUCUAGAGAUGGCAGCUGGAUAUUUUACACCGACGGGGUUAAGAAAGAAGGAGGAGUUGACCUAUCCAGUAACUUUAACACUGGAAACGGUUAUUUGAAGUUUGGAAUGAUCAGAGGCGUCACUACUGGCUUUAACAUGUGGGAUCAAUACAUGAAUAGUACGUCUCAGAUUGAGAAGAUAGCGCAUGCGUGUUCAUCAUUGAUCGGAAAUAUCGUGCCGUGGCCAGAAGUAUAUUUAUGGCGGAAGGGAAAUGUGCCCAAAGUCAGCACUUCACUCUGUAAAUUCCAAGGUAAGUAACCAAAGAGUUCUUCCCUACUCUUCCUCCACUAGCUUUAGAAAGGGAAGGGGAAGUGUGAAAACCAUAGUAAGAGACGGAGCAAGGGAAGGGAGAAGUUUCUUUUCGCAUAAGCGAAGUACGAAAAAGUUUCCUGGGAGGGAGAUUUCCCAGCAAGCAGCAUACAAAAAGUUGCGCUUUCAUUAGGGAUUUAACUUUGUGUUAAACCUUUACAGAAUCAUCACAUUGGAACUUCGAAAAAUCUUCGAUAUCCAAUCAGAGUUAUGAUGGUCUUUCUGGUAAAAAAGGAACCUUCCUAACUGAGAACUGGGAUUCUCUAAAAGGUGCGGCCAGCGUAACGGCGUCAGAUUUCAUCGAUUUUGACAGCCACGAAUCAGAGUGUCUGAAUGAACCAUCUCUUUGUCAGCAUGGUUUUUCGCUGAGUUUUUGGCUACGACAUAAAUGUAAGUUUGGUGUUUAUUUAAUAUAUGCGUAUCAGUAGUCGGAUGCUUACCACCGAGAGGAAAAGUUGAGCUGCGUGGACUGGUGGCGAGAAAUUUCAUAUACCACUGUGUUGUCGUAGUUCUAGUCAUCCAUAUUUCUAUUUAAAAAACCAAAACAGAAAAACUUGCGCACUUUUUCUUCUUCAUAUUCAAACAGUCUUGUACGUACUUUAGCCUGUGAUAAGCAGGCGAGGUUCUAACAAGUCUAAAGUAUGAUGGAGAUUUAAUUUCACUUCUGCUUAUGGUUUAGAAGCGAAUGAAUUAUCUUUCCCAAACUCCUGAUCACCUUCGUGGAAAAAACCAACAAACGUGAAAUCCUUUGGAAUUCCAAUUUGAGCCUUGGUAUCUUAUUGCAGUUCACUUCAUUACUAACAUCGCUGGGUUUAAUGAUGAACAUGAUGCAUUUCUUGGAACUCUGCUGGAUGGUGCUAUUUCCAGAGAAGGCAACUGGUAUCGCUGUUUCAAAGCUUUUCCCGGCUGGCAGGGACAACAUUUUCACGCGGCAUGCGACGGGAAAGGACCAACAGUUACAAUUAUAAGAGUACGAGAGAACAUAUUCGGUGGAUUUCUUGACAAAAGCUGGGGAGGUGAGUAUUUUGGUCCAAACUGAUUUUCAUAUCAAAGACACUUUGGAACAUUGAUACAUAAUCUUAUUAUAAUCGCACUGUUAAACAAACUUGAGGAAGAAGACAUGCGACUAAAAUCUUUUUUCUCGUAAUAAUUUCUCUCUCACUGCCAAAGCUGUAAAGAAAAUUUAAUCUGUAUGAGAAAGGAGAAAAAUUGUUGCUAUUGCAAAUUAAGAAUUUUUUGCAAUGUUUAGUGCUUUGUUUAGAUACCCACACUUCCCCUACUUGAAUCGAACAGCCAAAAGAAAAAACUUGUUUCAAACAAGAUCCUAACUUCUGUAUUAAAUUUUCGAGCGCACCUCCAAUCACUAAGCUCCUCUCACCACCCCACCCCCGCAACCCCUUCAACCCCUUCAACCCCUUCAUUUAAAGGGAGGUACGAGUCAUGUUUCUUGCCUUGCCUGUUUUCGUUAGGCAAUGACGGAUUUAUCAACAGCUCAAAGGCGUUUAUCUUCAGUUUAAAGAAUUUACGAGGACUUGCUUCUUUCAAAAUGGAUAUUAAGUCUGACCUUUGGACUAAAGCAGCCAAACAACGCAGCCAGUCUGGACCCAUAUUUGGCGAAACUGACCUCGUGAUUGACUCCAAUCCCACUGCGUCCAUGGAGUCAUCAACAGAUCUUCCCAACGCUUACCAAUUUCCUUCCCAUAUAAACUUGACAUCAGAUGAACAAGAUAACUUACUAGCGGGUAGAAAAGGAUUUGUAGUGGAUGACUUGGAAACGUUUUAUUACGAAUGUAAGAUUCUAUGAUUAUCAACUGAGUUGAUAACGUAAAUUGGCCACCGUGAAGAGUUUUAAAGCUGACGUUUCGAGCGUUAGCACCUCGUCAGACCGAUAGACGAAGGGCUAAUGCUCAAAACGUCAGCUUUCAAACUCUUAACGGAGGCCAAUUUGCGUUCUCAACUCAGUUGAUAAUUAAAACCAUAAUAUUUUGCUAAGAUCACAAUAUUCCAAGGGAGAAUGGCUCAGGGAAAUGGAAUAGGGCGAGGCCCAGAUUAGAUUACGCAUAGAAAUCGACGUCUUGGAGGACCGAGCGUGUAGGAUUUUGCAGACAUGGCUAGAUGUUGUCUCUAAAAUGGCGGCGUCCAUCGUGGAAUUCGAACGGUUAGGAUACUCUAGGAAUUUCAAAAUGCGUUAAGGAUUAGAUUUUGAAGGUUCUUUUGCAAUGGAACAUGAAACUAUUAUGUGCUCUCUUAAGCGUUCGCGAGUUUCAAAUAACACUGGUAUAAAAAAUUGAGCGUCAAUGCUUUUAUACACAAAGCGAUUCUGGUUUUGCGUUAUUGUAAAUUUAAAUUCAUAACGUUGUAAUUUUCCCAAGUAAUUCCUCUUGCAUUGUGAAGAUGUAUAUUGUUACUGCAUCAAUGGCGAAUAUAAUAACUUUUCUGUCGCAUGCUCAUUCACUUUCAUUCCAUGGGCUGCUUCUCAAUUUAUCUGUCCACCUUAGUUUCUCCAUCAGUUCGCUGUCCACCUGGUUGGGAGUAUUUUGAAGGUUCCUGUUACUGGCUGACAAGCCACCGAGCAUCUUGGUCAAAAGCCAUGACGCUCUGUCGUCAUCAAGGCGCAGAUCUUCCCAAAGUGUCGUCAGCUCAAGAGAACGAUUUCCUCAAAAGGAACGGAACGUACUGGUGGCUGGGUCUGAAACGAGACGAAACGCACGGGAGUAUAUUCAAGUGGAGCGAUGGAUCUUUACCAACCUAUACGAACUGGGAUUCCUAUGAGCCCAAUGAUCAUAAUGGAAAUGAAGAUUGUGCUUGCUAUCAUACGCACCAGACGUCCAAGUGGAAUGAUUUCGGAUGCGGGGCAACGUCGAGACACGUUGCUUGCGAAAAAGGUUUCUGCAAUUUCCUUGAGAUUUUUGUUUAAAUUCAGGUUUCUUAUGCCAUAGUAGUUACUCUAAGGUAGCUAUCGUACUCUUUUUAUAAUUAGUACUGUCGUACUUUUUGUUGCACUCAGCGAUGCUCAUGGUUCUAAUUAGUAGCAUGCCUUUUAUUUACCUUUACGUCAUUUUUUGGCGUCUCAUGUUGAAUGAUUUCAAGCCACUAUUCGCGGGUUUUUGUAUGAUACGACUAGUUAAAUUGCUCCAAGCAGCGAAUGUUUAAAGUUGAUCACAUUAAUUAAGAAAUGGUUAGCAUGCAGCGUGUAACCAUCGAAUUAUGGAUGCACCCAGGAGGUUGCUAAGCAAGAAAGAAACGAAAGAGUCGCACAGGGCGAUAGCCGAGUGUGACUCUAGCUUGUUGAAUGCUUAGCAAAUUUUUUAGGUGCAUCCAUAACUCGAUGGUUGCACACCGCACGCUAAUCAUUUCUUUAAUAACAUUGAGAAUUACAAACAUCUUUCGUUUCAUGUAGAAAAAAAAACUAUAACAACAACAGGAACUAACAUCAGCAUGUAGCUUACGGGCAAGUGGAGCGAGCGUAUUAGCUAUCACAGCGCGCGCUUUUGUAAAGCUAUCCAUAAAUUUCAACAAUAUAGUUGUUAACGCUGUGCUCUCAAUCCAACUAGCCAAACCUCUUCACAUGAGCAAACCUAAUUCGAGGUAAUGUGAAUGAUGUCGAACUAGAGGGGAGGCGAACUAUGAAGCAAAAGGGUUGAAUGUCCUCUAAUUUUGCCAAAUUUUUCCAAACUUGAAAAUGGUAUGCUUUAAAGCGCCUUUAAACAACAUUCGAGCGCUAAAAUUGAGAGCCAAAUUAGGGAUUUCAUUUUAUACUGCUGGAGAUCAUCGUCGUAAUUGAAUGGGAUAGCAGAAAAAAAUAUUCGCAGGAAACAUUUUCCAGUCAAAACUCAGGGCACUGAUUUGUUUAGACCUGUAAAAGAAAAAGACGAGAGGCUCGUUAUGAUGUAAGCAACGCAAAAUACAUACUUAGUGACGCAUCUACAAAUUCAUGAUUUGCAUGUCAUUAAAAUGCACAUUUAUUUGCGUUUCGGUCAUUUUGAACUUCAUGAAAAGGGCACACUUCCUUUUAAUUUAAACAUUCCUUAACAACGCAAUUGUUAAAUACAUUAACACACUGAUGUCAGUAUGCAAAUAAUGCUUAGGUGAUAUCUAUUUUUGCUAUUUCGAUUUCUACCCAGAUAGCAUAGAUGUCAUUCUUACAACGAAAAGCAUAGGUGAGCACAAUCCUGGUGUUCUUCUUGGAUACCACGAGUUCAACAAUAAGUACCAUCUUUCGGUGUCAACGAGAACGCAUAACUGGAAAUUAGGGCUUCCGAAAUUUCCUCUGGGAUGGCAACACGUGGGUAUCACGUGGAGUAAACAGUGGGGACUACGCUUCUAUCAAAAUGGCGUCCUAACAGCAGAGUCAACCAAUCCUUCAAGGAUUCGUUACGAAUUCGAGGAUAAAAAUACACACUUUUUCAUAGGACGAGAUUCGUCCGAUUCGCCCUUACCAAGACGGUUCCACCUACAGAUUGCGGACUUAAGGAUGUGGGAGUUGGUUAUUCCCCAACAAAGAAUGGCUGCUGUUUACAGUAAUGCAGGUGACCAAUUUAUUCCUUAAGGUUUCAUUUUCUCAUAUUCCCUCUCUGGCUUGCAUAUCUUUGGUUAAUAACUACAUGCUUAGUUUAAUCUGUUGGGUUUUUAGCCCUCCCUUGGUACGCGUGGAAAAGCGAAUACGGACAAGAAUUUCAGUGGAAGCUAAAAGAAGAUCGUCAGGAAGAUAAUCCUGGAGAUUCGAAUGACGUUGAAAAUCCCUUCUCUCUAGAGUACGGUCAGUAUAUUUAUCGUCACAGCUAUGCCUUACGAUGUCGCCCUCUUAAAGGUCAGAAGAACUGUCGUUUAUACCUUAAUAUUGUUUGGUUUUUUAUUCAUAUAACGAAAAUACAUCAGAAAAAAACCGACACAACUCCUAUAGGGUAGGAUGAACCUUGGUCCGUUUCUUCAUGAACCGGAGUUGCUCUUCUUGCGUAAAAUUUAGUGUGAGGCGGACUGAAUCUCCUUUCUUCGAGGCUUUUUAACUUUAAAAUCAAAAUGCCAGAGGAACGAUUUAUGCACUUGAUGUCCUAACCGAUGAAAAUAAUUUCUAUGUUCAUUCAGUUCUGCAAAAAUUUGGGAAAUUCCAACUUAUUUCAGCUUAAAAGAGACUUCGUAUGGUUGGUAAGGGUUCAGUACCAUAAUUAGAGCUUCACUUUCAAUGAAGGAUCGUGGAAAAAUUUGUUCAUAAGAACUAAAAAAAUUUGUUGUAAACCCUGCAGUUAUACAAAAUUGUUCAUUUUAAGUCAGAAUAUCUUACUAAUAUUUUAAAUGUUGUAGCUGGAGACUCACUUUCCUUACGUUUCGCUGCGUCGGAAGAUCUUUAUCGGAUUUUUGUAUUUUUUUGUGGUUCUACUAUACUUAAUGAUGUUUUUACUAUUAAAAGUUACUAUGUUUACUUAUUCCCAUCGUAGAAUACAAUCAUAUCGGAUGUUUUAAAACUGACUCUGGACCGCUGAUACCAAGUUUGGAAGGCACCGACCCUCUCCUGGAUGGCGACUACACCACUAGAGUAGACGUUUUCAAGAAAUGUCUCAACGCUGCGCGUAGAGGAGAUAAUACGAUGUUUGCUAUCAAAAAUGGUGGGGAGUGUCUAUCCUCCUCGGGAAACCUUACAGAUGUUAUUGCAAAAUAUGCACCAUCUAACAUGUGUGUUAAUAAUAAAGGCGGACCCAAUGCCAUGGAUUUUUACUUUGUUAUAGGUGAGGGUAUUCCAACUUUUUCUGAAUUCUUAGAUUUAAAUUUCCUUUAGUGAGGUAUCAACCAAGAACUCCUUAUUAAAUAUAGUUUAAAACAAAUGGUUUGUCCGAAAAUCCAUCUUUCAGUAUUCUUGCGUGAACUGUAGACAAAAAUUACACGUUAUCAUAACGCUUAACCUUGAUUAGUGCAAAGAAUUCUUGCAAAGAGGUGGUCUUUACAGGCCUCGUAUCAAUCGAAAUUCCAAUUAAACAUCAUACAUUAAAGUUUUUUAGCUAGAUCAGUAUAUAUGGUAUAUAUGUCAUACCACCACAAUCCAAAUCAAUGAUUCAAGGCGAAACUAAGAAAACUGUAUAAGAUGUGGAACCAAAUGGCCAAAUUUCUGAUAACUCGUGGAAUAUAUAUAAGCCAUGACUUGGAGAAAGAACGCAAAAUAAUUAUGACUUGUAGCGCUGUAGAUAGAAGCUAUAUGUAUUUGUCCAAAGUAAUUUUUAAAAAUUCACUUCUCCAGUUUAAGGGCAUCCUCGGGGCUGAAGGAAAUUUCCCAUGAUAAGAAGUCUUUGCUCAAUGGAGAUAACAGAUACAAAGUUAAGGGUGCAAACUGAUAUUUUUCUCUCUCUGCAGGUAAUAACAAUGCCGCAUAUCGAAGGCUGACCUUCCAAUCGAGUGAGAUUCAUUCGUCGUCUUUCGCCACCGAUGGCAGUCGUUACAAUUCACCCACGGAAAAAUGCAGCCUUACAAGAUCAGAGAAAGAUCCAUGGUGGAUGGUGGACCUAGAAAGAGACAUAUUGGUUCGUGAUGUAUAUGUCUUUGUGUACUAUGAACUCCAAAGGAACUUUUUGUUGGAGAUAAGAAUUGGAAAUCAUGAUGGGGCAAGUUUACAAGAAAAUCCUUUGUGUGGCGUUCCAUUUAGAUUGAGGAACUCAACUUGGCAAAGAACUCGUUGCCCUGUACCUCUACGAGGGAGAUAUGUGAGUAUCAUGAGGAUUGUGGACGACGGAAGUUUGCAACUUUGUGAGGUAGAGGUUCGGGAAGAAGGUUAGUAAAACGGAUUGUGCCAGGGUCAAUGAGAAGAUAACUUAAAAUUGCUAGUAACAGCGAACGGUAGUUUCGCUUUGACUGAUCACUGCUGAUACCGUAAAUUGAUGGACGACAAAGUAUUGGUAUAGGUUUUUUCAGAACUCCAUUUAUGUCUAUUUAUCAUGAUGCCCGCUCACUUAAAACUUGAUGAUUACCAUGUUUUCUUGAUGACAGGGUUCAAAAUCUUCAUCAACUCUCGGUUCUUUAUGAGUUAAUGCGCUUUUUAGUUACUUCAGCUCUCUGCGUGUGUUGCAUGAAAUCUCAAACGUCUUUGCAAUGGACUGGAUUCCAGAUUUUCUGACGUAAUUGCGUUACCUAAGUGCAUGAAUCUCUUGCAAUCUUUAUUCUUCCUUCUGAUUGUGGACAACGUUCGACGAAGGGCUGGUUCCCAAAACUUCUGGUUUGAAACUCUUUACGGCGGCCAAUUUACGUUAGCAACUCAUUUGAUAAUACUAAAUUACUAUUUUAUACUCUCCCACAAGACGCAAUACCACAGUUUCUUUAGAAACUUACCCCCUUUAUUCAUUGACUAUAUCAGAUCCUUUAAUAAUGCUACUAGAGUGUAACCUGGGCUGCUCAUGACUGAAUCACUACAGCCAAUCAGAAGAAAGAGAAAUCUCAUACGGAGCCAGUGAGGACACAAUUUAAAAACGAGCAAUGUGCUUGAGGCGCGGAGAAAAUAUUUGGAUUGGUUUUAGUUUUAUACCUACUUGGCUGAUAAAUUGGCAAUACCGGAGAACCUUCAACGCUCUGUUGAAAAUUGUUCUAUAUUCUAAAUAGCCCCCAAACAAUUGUAAUGUUUUGCAUUUUUUUUUCAGUGAUAAACUACGCCCAAUCGAGCUUGGCCUACCCUCGUCAAACCGGAAAUCUCUCUGUCCUGGAAAGCCAGUUCCUUGUAGAGACAUAUAAUUGUUUGAGGUUUUAUUACUUAAUGUCUGGAGAAAACGUUGGCAGGUUAAAUGUCUACAUUAUUGACCAUGAUAGAAAGGUAGCGUUGUCUUGGCGACUGACCGGUAGUCAAGGAGAGGACUGGGAACUUGGUCAAUUUCGCAUCGAUGCCGCCCAGGGUUUUAAGGUUAGUAAUUUGUUGGCAGAAAGGAAUGAUCUUUUUCUCUAAAGACAGAAAAAAAAAUCUUCAUGUUUCUGCUUUUCAGAUCAAAUUUGAAAGUGUAAGCGGAGACAACAGCUAUGGUCAGAUUGGCAUCCGAGACAUUUCGGUAGGUGUUAACGAAGACUGCGCAUGUGCUCCAACUCAGGCCUGCACGAAACCAGGUGAGACAAUCUUCAAAUAGAUUUGACGCAGAUUUCCUUAUUGAAAGAAUAUCUCCCACCGGAGAUUUGACAUUUGGCUGGAACUUUGGACUUUGCAUCUCGUGCAGGAGAUGACUUGAUGACUGUAACUAUGGAUGGUAGAAGCUAGAGUCUCUUUGAAUACAUUUCUUAUAAACUUAAGUUUUCAUUUCCGAAUUUUGGCGUGGAAGUACGAUAUGUUAGCCUCUCCCAGAUUCGACUGUGUAGAAGUGUGUGAUUUCAAUGAUCGGGAUGAAAAUAAGAACGAUGACAGCAGUCUCGACAACGAGAAUGAUGAGAAUAAUGAUGUAGAUAAGCAUUAAAUCUCCUGUGCGAUAGAUUAUAUUUGUUUAACGUCGUGUUUCAAAUGAAAUAUUGACCCUUGAGACCAAAUUCUUAAGGAGCCAAGGUGAUUCAUUUGUGAAUGGGAACAUUUAUUGUUGAUGUCAGUGGAAUCUGAUCGUUACUUCUCCUAAAACUGUCCAAACGUUAAUCCUCGUCUGUGACAAGGGCCCUUUUCAGGAUUACCCUCAGCUCAAGGAAUAUUAUCAAUCUUCCUCUUAUGGUUUUCGAUAUCGUGUUAUAUUGUUGAUGUUGUUGCUGUUGUUGUUGUUUUUUUUUAAUUAGGAGUUUGACCCAGAUAAAAUGGACCACUAUUAUCAAUUUCCCACAAAUCUUUUUUUCACAUUCCUCAGGUUUUCUCUCGACUAUCAUUGGCCACAAUUUUAAAUUCCAAGACCAGUUGUUGCGGUGGCUAUCUGAGGUAGAAUAUGGCGAGAAGUACUGGGCUCCAUGCUAUAGAGGUACAAAGGAUGGUUGGUCAAAAGAAUCAUUCCAUGCUAAAUGUGAUAACGCAGGCCCGACAGUAACCUUGGCAAGAAGGGAGAAUUAUCUGUUUGGUGGCUUUAGUGAUCAUAGCUGGCAAAGUAAGAAUGUUUUCAAUCUAUCAUGAGUUCGUUUAGUAUUCAUACUCCAUGCAAGGUCAGAAACUCGGAUAUCUCAUCGGCUGAUGCGAACAUUGUCAAUAACUUCUGUAGCACGACUUUUAGGUGUUGACCCCUUAAAUGCCUAUACUGUUCCCCCAGCCCGGAUGUUAAAGGAAGAGGGCUGGGCAUGGGGCUGGAAAUCUCAUCCCCUUAAAAAACCUUAGGUCUAAAGCCAAAAAGUGUAGAGAGUUGAUGAAAAACUCAAGCGCUGACGUUUUUGCGACGCGAACGGCGAACAUAGCGUGAGAGCCAUAUCUUAAGGCGCGCUUCGACAUAAAAAAAUGAACUAGAAAGCGUGACCGCUUUUGAUAGAAUUUCCAGGACAAGCUCUAGGAAAAAAAACAAAAACCACUACCAAAUUCUGGCCUCUAUAUGCGUCUCAAAAAAGUUAAUGUCCAAAAACCUCUUCUUCCUCUUUCCCAGAAUUUCUUGAUUAUUAUAGCGAAAUCUUAGCUUCAACGUACUUGCGUUACCUUCACUUAAAAAUUGAUUAAAAUUGGUAAGUCAGAACCUUUACAAGUGAUGGCUAAAUUUCCCAAAACUCUCUCCAUUUUUGUUGCAGGUUAUAAUCCAGCACGAGUUAUUCCAUCGAAAAAAGCUUUCCUCUUCAGUCUGGAACCAGUCGGGAAUGAAUUUCCGAAAAAGCUGACCGUGCUGAGCGAGAAAACCUACCAAGCUAUAAGGAGUGACAAUUCCAAAGGGCCUUGCUGGGGUGAAGAUCAAGACCAGCUUUGUUUUAACGGCCAAGAAGUCACAACAGGAAUCAAUGUUGGUGGUGUCUUCAAUAUCAGUGGGAUUGCCAAUCCCAGCAGAUAUUUUCUGUUGGAUUCUCCUUCACCAGCUGAUGAAGUCGAAGUCUUUACAAUAUCAGGUGAAUUGGAAUGACACAAUGGUGCCCAAGAUAUUGUGCUAUUUCACUGAAUACACUCUGUGGAUCGAUUCGGUGCAAAGCUAAUUAAAAACCUGUCUGUGGAGUUAUAAACUUUUUUUGGGUGUGGAGAGUAGCCCAAGAUUGUAUUGGCUUUGCCUUGCUACGUUCUUUGAUUGAGACAGUCUCGCGGUAUGUUUAAAUUUUAAAUCAGUCGCAUGCUAACUAAGCCAACCAAUCGCGACUUGUUCCUUUUCCUUUAUUUAUUUACGCCGAUAUAUCUUUUGGGCUUUACAUUCUCUACUGCAGAGCGCUCUGUAAUGACAAUAGUACUGGUGGUGAUGAUAUGAUGAUGGCGAUGGGACGAGAAGAACUGAUGAAUAGAAAGCGAUAACUUUUGCGUUAUUUACAAAGGAACAUUCUCUGCAUAACCAUUCUUUUCUUUACUAGAUUCUUUGUGCGACCCACCCUGUUGGGAAGGAGAAACCUGCCAUGAGAUGACAGGAAAAUGUAUGUGUGAUCCAACCCUAAGAGGAGAAGAAAUGUGCCGAAGGAGACAACGUAAAUAUAAGAUAUAAAAUGAUUAAAUUGCAUUUCUCUACCAUGAGCCCAUCACCAUUCUCCAGGUAAACUGAUCUAUAAAUGAACAGGAUUAUAGCUGGUAUGCACACACGACGUCAAUCAUCGUACACUGUCCGGUAGAAUUGGAAGUAGGGAAAAUGUUUUGUUUCGUUUUCUACCUAUGAGCGUAAAGUUGGAGUAAACGCCUGACGAGCGUUUGCUAAAUUAAUGCGAUAUUUUUCCUCGUUUUUUGGGAGAGAUCAAAAAAUGUUUAACUGAGACAUUAACAGAGGCUGAUUGAUAUUUAAUUAACAAUUUUUUUCUUGCCUCUCUACGUUAGAGUUGCAAGUUUCUAGAGACAGACAUUGCUAUGAUAACUGGGCUCAUCGCAGGGCGAGUUACUGUAAUGGUCGACUAUUUGCUCGGUAUGACGUCAAGAAUGGCGAGACGUCACGCGAAUGGCGGUGUUAUUACGAAGAGGCACUCACCUGGGAUCGCAAGCAUUAUGACACGACGAAAAAGUCGCCCUGUUUCCACACAAAGAGUGGAUUAGAACUUUUCACAAAUGAAGGUGAAUUUGGAAAUAGAAGAGAAUGAUCUCGUCUUGUUUCCUGUUUCCCAUUUUCUGUUCUCCAUUCUUCGCUUUCCUUGCUCUUCAUGCUUUUCAUUUUGCGAUCUCUGUUCAGAGUGAGAAAGGCUAUAGUAGUCUCGAGACGUGUUAACGACCACAUGUAAAAAUAAAAUGCAUUUAAUUAUUCUAUUGUUACGCCAUUUUCUUCAUCAGGGCAACUGAACGUGCAAAAUGUGUGGCGUUACUCGAUUGUAGAACAAGGAAAAAAAGACGAACGGAAAGCGGAGAGAUAAAGAGGCCGCACUGGUUAAUCCAAGGGAUUUUAAGCAAAGAAAUCCUGGGUUCAUUCGGUUUUUUUUUCGGUGAACAAAACAUAUGGCUUAAUCAACAUAUAAUACAAGCUGCCAUUUUAAGAGCUGAAAUUUUGCACAUUUCUAUUAUUUUCGCCGGAAAGAUUUCUACGUAACCUGCAAAAUUUCUGCUAGUAUUAUAUGUUAAGCCAUCUUGUAAGGUGCACGUAUUGAAAUCCGCUCCCCAAUUAGCAUAUGGUAAAUUCAGCAACCAGUAACAAUUUAAUAGAAUGUACUCGUAGUCAGUGUAUUAAGUUUGCUUACGCAUACCGUCUUAAGGGUCAAUUUGAAUCCUGAGUAAGAAUCGAUUUCAAACAUUUCAUUGAUUGAAUUCCACAUAAUUUUCUUGUGUAUAGUUUGACAAGUCCCUGACCACCUGGACACAGUUGUUCAGGGGCAGAUAACACUACCCAGUGGAUAAUUCGCAAUUUAACAGAUAAGUGCUAACAAAAUGUACUAUGCCGUCAUCCGCCUAGAGAUUUGCCCAGUGGAUAGCGUUAUCCACCCUUCCGACAACCGAUAUCCACUGUUCUCCAACACCUUUUUUAUGCUUUUAUUUUUCAAGGAACAGACUGCAGAGCCCUGGGUAUGGAGAGUGGCUUCAUACUUGACUCCCAGAUCACUGCUUCGACUGAAUACAACUCUGCACACGCAGCAUGGUAUGGACGGCUGAAUUUUCGAGAGGGUAGUGGGAUUUGCGGUUGCUGGGCGGCACGGCAUCGCAACAACCACCAGUGGUUUCAGGUGGACUUUGUCAGGACUGUUUCUCUUGGUAAAGUAGCGACUCAAGGACGGGACAGCCAACAGCACCCCAUGUGGUUGACGAGUUAUUCUUUGUCUCACAGUCUGAAUGGUAUUGACUUUGCCUUGUAUCAACCGAAUGGCUCGCCAAAGGUAAACGCAUCUCGGCUCCCAUUUGCUCCUUACAUAUGAAAAACCUAAGGUCAUGCAUGUAAGGUCACGGUUAUUUCAUACGCCUGAAGCUAAAUACUCCAUAUGCCGGUUAUGGCAUAAUCAUCUCCACGAUAAUCAGCGGAGGACUCUAAAGAGGCAGCACACUAUUCGCACAUAUUAGGGCGCGCAGUAAGCUUCAAAGGUUGUGGUCUGGUCUUUGACUGUCAUAUAGUCAUGGUUAGGAAACACCGGAAGAUUCAGCGGAUAACUAAAAGUCCAAGGUUGAACUAAGCAGUAAUCAUUAUUUUGAACAGAUUCAAAACAAAAAAAUAAUAUCUUCGCUAUCGCUUAUAAGGAAAGUAGGAUGUUUUAAGAGCGACGUGUGCAGUUUAAACUUCCUCUUAAAUUUCCUUUACGCUUUUUUCAGGUUUUCAAUGCUAACGAAAAUGAGACUGCAAUUGUCUACCACACAAUCAAUCCAAUCAUAUUCACGCGCUACAUCCGGAUACUGCCACAGACUUGGCACAGUCAUGUAUCCAUGAGAGUGGAAUUCUACGAGUGUGAUGGUAACUAAUACCCUGUUCACACUAGUGCGAUUGAUUUAAAAAACGCAUCUUUGUUUACUCCAGUCUUUCUCAACGUUCACUCUUAAAUUCAAACCUCAGCCAGUGAAAAGAGGGUUUUCCGUAAAAGAUCCCCAAUCAGGGGAGGCUGAAAUCAGGGGCUAUUUUAAAAUAUGGAAGUAAAUCAAGAUAACAACCUCUAUCUGAUAAGUUUGAUUAUUUUUAAAGCUGUUUGUGGUAAUUAUAGUAAGAAGUUAUUUGUUGAUCACUUCUGGGAGUUAAAGGGUUUUUCAUUUGCUUCCCUGCUCGGUUGAAAGAGUAUCCUAACAGUGUCACACACAUCAUGGUUCAGAUCCCGUUGAACUUAAGUUCUUCCGAAAUGCAUAUGUGGGUACUUCCAUCGUGAAUGUCGUUUGUGCUUACAAAUACAACCUGGGGUGAUAAUUGAGUCAAUUUAGCUGGAUAUGUGCCAAUCCCUACCCCAUAUUCUGCGGCCAAUUAUAGACGCCAUCUUGUUCAUUUUUAGAAAAAACGUAUUUUCGCAAUCCCAUCUUAAUCACCCUUUAAGUGCGAACCUUUACACUUUUAAAUCACUACUAACCAGUAAUAUCUUACCCCUAAAACUCCGAAAAUACGACCCCAUCCAGUGGCACACCCCCACCCCUCGCGACCCAUUAGUAAGAAUUAUCCCACCCCCCCUAAGGAAAUGCAGUUAACUAAAUUUUUUUUGCUCAUUGACUUUCAAAUUUAUUGACAGGCCAUGAUGUUUUUGAUAUUGAAGACCUUUUUUUAGCUUCCUUAUACCUGUGGACGUUUGAUGAUAUUAACGACAUCAAAAACAUUCGAGGCACCACGUGGUCGAAACGGAGCAAAUCGAUACAGUCCGUCCCUGGCGUGCGAGGCCGCGCAGUGAAAACUGCAGGAGAAUCUGGAUCCAUUAAAAUAUCAGCUGACCAUCGUUCCCUAUUAGUUACUCCUUAUAACACCAAUGCGGUCACCUUAGCACUAUGGAUCUGCUAUGAAAGCCAGGGACCACAGGUCAGCCAGACUAUACUGGCCGCCGGUGAUCAAGCAAAUGGAGACCGAGGAAUCCAUUUAUAUCAAGCAGACGGAAGCAGCGAGGAGCUGACGUUUGAAAUUAAGUCUGCACUCAAGCUUUGUGUGGCGAAAUUUCGAGUUUCGCAGCGGAUUUGGACACAUUUGGUUUUUAUGUGGACAAGAGACAACCCUGCCAUUAUUUACCGUAACGGAGUGUCGGUCACGGAUUUGUCAAAUCACUGUCAUUCGGGAGAUUUUGUUGAUUUGAAUAAUAAUGCAAUAAUGAUAGGGUCUACUGCCCUUCCCAAAGCUUCUUUUGAUGACUUAAUUUUAUGGAAAGUAACGCUAUCGAAAACACAAGUUGAGAAACUCUACAGGUACUACAUGGGUAAGUGUUCAAAAGUCUAAGGGAGAAAAUUUAUAGCGAGAGUCAGUCGCUAUAGGAAAGACUCGUGACGUUAAUGAAAUUGGACAGCAUUCAGUUUUCAGUUAGAAGUUGAAGUAUUAAUUUGUAGGUUCAAAUAGUCGGAUCAUUGACAGUAUCUUAGCAACUGUGUACCUACGCCUCCCCUAAGCCAACUCUAACCCUAAUUUAUUAUCAGUUGACUUUUGUUGGGUUAGAGAAGGGGUAGGUGCGUAGUUGUUCACAUGCUGACGUUGAUCCAAAUAGUCAUUGAAUCCAGUGAAUCACCGUUGCUAGGAUGCCUUUUCGGAGAUUUAUGCACAUCGAAAAAUUGAUCAUCAUCUUUGUCCUUAUUUCGUGUCCCUAUUGACAGUAAUUUUGAUUCUUUAUCAACAGGUGCCGCAAAUCUUCACGUCAAUGUGAGCCUGAAAUUAACAGACGAAAUUUAUCAACAUGAAAUGUCCCAAAAGGAUUCGCAAAUGUUUAAAGAUAAAUCGUCUUCACUUAUGAGUCAGGUUAGUUUGACGUGUGAAUCUGCGUAUAUUGACAAUCAACGAAUCAUGCUUAAAAGUAAACAGAAAUGAAAUGAAGGUUAAGGAUCACAAGUACAGAAAAAGGAAGGAAAAUUCUCGUUUAUCAGUUGUUAUAAACCAGUCACUGAACCUUCCGCGACGCAAAGGGGGUGAACCUGGGCGGAUUAAGAAUUUAGGAACUGGACAAUACUUCAAGAUAAUUUAGUAUUAUUAACUGAGUUUUUAACGUAAACUGGCCACCAUAAAGAGUUUCAAAGCUGGCGUCUCUCGCGUUAGCCCUUCAUCAGAGCGAUUGGUGAAGGGCUAACGCUCGAAACGUCAGCUUUUAAACUCUUUACUGUGGCCAAUUUACGUUAUUAACUCAGUUGAUAAUACUAAAUUACCCUGUUGUUCUCUCUCACCGACGCAAACACCAUAGUUUCUUUAGAAACCUACCCCCUUUACUCUUUUAUACUUCAAUAUGCAGACCAAGAGACACGUUGUAGCUCCAACUCUCUAUAUCGGUGACAUACGUUUUACGUUGACAAUUUACCUAAUAAAGGAAUAAUCCCUUCACUAGAAACUGAUAAAUCAGUGCCUGGUUUUAUUCUGAAUUUUGCCAUUGGGUCUAGAAAAUACUAUUCAUUACCUUCAUUUACGUCUCAAUGAUUGCUUCGAUCGUCUCAAAAUUUUGUGAAUUUUUAUUGGAACGAUUUAAAGAAUCAUUUUAAAAGAAACCUUUUCCAUCCUUAAUACCUCAAGGAUCAAGUGCGAAGACACGUUCCUUAAAUUUUAACCCACGACUCGCAUAGCAAUGUAUAGUUACCCGUGAUGGGUCAAACCUCUCUAUCUACAACCAUUUUCUCUGAUACGGGGAUAUUUUUGAUGAUACUACUUCAUUGCUCACGAACAAUUCUCCUAUGAUCCAAUUAUGGCAGGUUUUAAGUCUCUAUACAGGAAAUCAAGUUUUAACAGUGGACAAUUUUGCGUUCUGGUAUGUCAUACUUUUCAUUAAACACUUGCAUCCUCACCUGAUCCAACUUUAAAAAACCAGUUCAUUCGUAGCUGUGGCUGUCAUAGUAGUAUAUUUUAUUUAGGCCCGUACAAGCCUGAAUUAUUUUUCAGGCGUUUUUUUCACUAUUGCUUAAGUAGUGUUCAUUAUUGUGAAGAUCGCUUUCAUGUUAAUUUCUUUAUACGCAAUUUACAUAUAUGAUUUUCAUGUAUUCACAGUCAUUUUAACAUAUUUUAGGUUUACUCUUCAUGAAAAACUAACAUGUAGUCACUUUCAUACAUACCUCAUUUACACUACUCGUACAAGUCUUGACAAAUCUUAGGGGUUAGUGCUCUGAAAUGUGUUGUUAAUGACUUAAUGACAUUUUUUCUAGGAAUAUGACAGUCUUGGGGGCUAACUUCACUGUACGUUUCAAAGGGACUGGAUAUAAAGAAAUAGAGCCACUUGAGCAUAGUAUUGUGUCAAGACAUAGGUUGGGUAACUUCGCGGUACAACUUGUUGCCAUAGAAGCCAAUAACGGUAAGUUUGUAACCAAUUUGAUUUAACUUAUUAAAGUGCUCCAGUUACCCUAAUUUGUUGAGGAUGCUCAGAUCAAGAUUUAGGAAAUAGGUAAAAAAGGUGUUAUAUUUACAGAGCUUUUUUACGUGAGUAUAGUGUGUGAUGUAGUCGGUCAGCGAUUGAAUACCGUUCGGUUAGUUAGCAAAUACCCUUUGCCACCUGUGACAAAUCGAGAUAAAAAAGAAGCAGAGUUCUAUUUUCAAUUUUGAUUCCCUUAAAUGGACCAUAUUGUUUGCAUGGUAAAAUUCCCACCUCGGUUACUGAGAUCGAUUUGGAAUACCCACUAUUUGAAGUAUAUCAAAGUAACUCUCUCUCUCUCAGAAUAGUUUUCUAGGCCGUCGAUUAAUACCGACAACAGCAACUAACUCCCAGAUGACUGAGUUCUUAUAUACAUGUAUAAAGUAUUCUAGAACAUUCCGGAAUCCUACAACACAGCUACCCUGGUAGAAUUAGGUCAUUAUCACAUAAUUUAAUAGAAGGUUGGGGAAGGUCUGGGGUUCCAUGUCGACUUGACGAGGCAUUCUAGAUAUUUCCAGAAAGAACUCUACUCAAGUCACUAGCCAUAACAGCAUUUGAAACUUCGUAAUAACCAAAUGUUAAUUUAUUGAAUGCUGUUAAACUUUAAUUCAGUUUACACGGAGCCACUUAAAAUCACUGCAAGAUGCAUCAACUCGACCGCAGUCUCUUUGUCAUGGAAUGAACCCGAAAAUUUGACUCAUGGAAUUUUUCGUGGAGUGGAGAUUUUAUACCGCUUGGCUGAUUCAUCGCAGAGGUUCUUAGUCAUGACAACAUCCGGGAUACCUGAGUACCAACUGGAAAACCUACUACCAUAUAGAGUGUACGCCAUUAGUGCCAGACCCCUCACUUUUCAAGGAGAAGGAGAGGAAAGUAGAGAAGUUUUUUUGAGAACAGGAGAAAGUGGUAAGUAUAACGACUAACAUCACAUAACAAUGUUUUAUCUCUAAAAUUAGCCAAUUUUUCUAUUACUUUUAAUAUUCCUGUGUUAAUAAAAAGUCCUUCUAAAUAGCUAGGGUGCAUUUUUAUAGCAUUUUCCCUUGAAAAAACCAAUGUUCUUGUGACCAGCGUGGCACGUUAUUGCACUCCAUCAAUAGUGUAAGUAGAUAUCCGCAAACUGUCAGGAAAAACUGACAAAUUGGCUGAGGCUUAUAAAAGAUUGAGUAUAAUCUCAUCCGAGAAGAGCAGCAAUAUUCCUGGUCGCUUUAAGCUUCGGAAAUCGGGGAAAGCUCAGACAUGUUGGGUCACUUGGCUGGAUUAUAACUUACCCCAUCGUUAUCAGUCCUUGUAUCUUUCUUGUCGGGAAAUACCUCGCGGGUUGAAGCUCCCUAAAGUGCGUUUUGAAAGAAAUUUCCAAGCGUGUUGGUUUGUUUAUUUAAUAAAAAUGACAGGACAUAUGUGGAUCGAUGUCCGUAUUUGAGCAACCGCAUACAAGUGAUGAAAAGUUUUGGUUAAUGUUGGAUAAGGGGAAGGUUAGGUGAGCAGAUACUGAAAAACUGACAUUGAUCCUUUCGAUCUACUAUUUGAAUAAAGUUUAGCCGUUGUUUACCAAAUCCGCGUUCUAAACAACCCUUAUUUUGGCUGAAUCUUUUAUAUAAUUAAACAUUUAUAUUUUUGUGAAGAGCGUCAAGAGGACCGAAAGCUAAAAGUAGAAGGACAAUUAUUGAACUAAAUCAACCCUCCUACAGUGAAAGCAUAAAGCUCACUGAUGCUUUAAAACCGUUGCUUGAAUCGUACUUCGAGUAAAAACCAGCCUUUAAUAUCUACAUUCUGAUGAAUCUGGAUGUCUAUCUUGUUAGAAAAAUGUCUCUGAGGGUAUCUUCCUUAUUUGUUUAUAGUUCCAACGUUAUCUCCGUUAAACGUCAGAGGAUUCCUUGAUAGUUCAGAGAGAAUCAACAUUACUUGGCAACCGGUCCCACUGGAGCAUCAUAAUGGUAUAAUUUUAGGUUAUUGCGUCGUGUACGGCACUCAAGGUGGAUUGUACAAAAAUGUGACGGUUAACGUUACUACCUUGUCGGUAGCACUUGGAAACCUACAGACUUAUACUCUAUACCACAUCCGUGUUGCAGCGUUUACAGUCAUGGGAGACGGAACUCUAAGUGACGCAAUUACAGUCAGAUCACAAGAAGGAGGUAGGUUAUAUAGGCAAACUGAAGCAAAUCAAAAAGGGAAAUGUUCGCAAUCUUCCACAACCAAAUUGGACACAGAGGUCAAACGUCGGGCAUGCGCGAGAGGAUCAAUUCUGGCUGGCCGAGUGUUACUUUACCGCUCAAAAUUUGACGGAAAAACGUCUUAAGAAACAACCGAUGUUUCGAAAAAUGAGCGGAAGAAAAUAAAGGCGUUGAUAGAAAUGUGUAAAAGGAAACAAAAGUAGGGAACAGAAAAACUCGAGACUUUUCGAACGCAAUGCUUCUUCAGUUACGGCACGAGCCAUAUGGGUUCCUGGUAACAGUUAUCCUGUUAAUUUACCAUUCUGUUUUGAGUUUAGACAAACCUCACUGACUUGUGUGGUUCUUGUAACUCUUUUGAGAAAACUUGGCUGUGACAGCCUGACAGCACGCCACCUAGUCAUUACAAUGUUCGCACAUGCGCAAUGGUUUCACUGCUGUAUUGCCAGAUUAGUUUUAUUAACACAUAGCUGUUUAAAAAAAGACUUUACAAACCUUAUCACUUCCAAGAUCUAAAGAUCCAUUCUCUGGACUAGAUGCUCAUAAAUUCUUAUAGUUUCAUCUCAGGGAAUUUGAUAACAUCCUGUUACCUCUCUCCUUAAAAUGUGUUGACACUGUACGAAGAUUUCAUUUUUGAUUGCAUCUAAGAACAAAAGGGUUAAUGUCUCUUGCUUAGUACAAAUCAUGGAACUCAUUUACUUUUUCAUUCAUCUAUACCAGUACCCAGUCACCCUCCUCCAAUUGUAAUGGCGCACAGCACAAGCUACUCAAGUAUUAAGGUCACGUGGCAAGCCAUUCCAAAGGAGCAAGCUCUAGGAGUUAUUAAGGUUUAUUUUGUAAGAGUGGUGGACGCUGAGAUUGAAUCUUUUAACUGCGGUAGCUUGUUAACAAACACGAUAUCUGGGCUGGAGAAAUCCAAGAUGUACAAAGUUCAAGUGGCUGGUUACACCUCCAAAGGACUUGGAAACUUUAGUCGGGAGGUCAAAGUGGUCACAAAUGUUGAUGGUAAGUUGUUGAGGUCACUUGAAAGAGAUAGCGCUCUUCUGGUGAGUCUCUUAUAAUAAAGCAGUGGUUUUACAAAAUGCGAUCAUGCCUUAAUUGUUUAACCCCCAAGAGUGACUGAUCUCUUAUUUCUCCUUACAAUAUCACCUUUGAAUCAAAAAUUAAGGUCAUGAGAAUAAAGGAACGGAACGAAAUAAAUCAAAACCACAGCAACGCUAGGCCUCUUUUGACUUUCAACUUAGAAUCUCUUUCUCAAGCUCAUAUCAUUUUCAAUUAAAUUAAUUUGUUUAAAGGUCUCCUUGGUUCAUCUAAUCGUUUAUGACUGACUUUUCUGGCCUUUGCUUGCAGGUUGUCGCGCUCUUGGAAUGGAAAACUACAACAUUUCAGACUCUCAGAUAACUGUAUCAUCUCAAUACGAUGACCAACAUGCCGCCGGCAACGCUCGAUUGAAUUUUAACCCCGUGGGUAGUCCCCUGGCAGGGGCGUGGUGUGCUGCUUCCAACGUUGCACACCAACAAUGGCUUCAAGUCGACUUUGAAGAAAAAGUUCCGGUGACUCAAGUGGCCACUCAAGGCAGAUUUUAUGAUGGCAAUGGACAGAAAUCCAAACAAUGGGUGAAAACUUUCUCGUUGAGUUACAGCCGAAAUGGUACCCUCUUUAAAGAUUAUGAACAGCUUGGAAACGUUAAGGUAAUCUGGGAUUUUAUUUCCACUCGUCGGUGCAAAGUGCACGUCACAUGUUGUCUAAAUGAUAUGAUAUUUAGAAAUGCCUCUAAAGUUUUGAGGAAAUGAAUUUUCAUAUGAACAUUCAGCGGUCCAGCUAAAUUUAUCAGUGGCCGUAAAGUCGCUCCUUUUAACAACCCUGUCAUUUGAGUUGUAAGCUUCUACAGUCUCCAUUCAGGCAGGUUUUCACCAGCGACAGAAUGGGAUACCUGAAAACGCUUACGACCCUGUGAAAAUCGAAAACAGGGGAAGUAAGAGAAGGCGUUAGCUUGAUGGAAAAUUAAAACGUUUUUAGUUACCUGGCGCUUCAGAGCCUAUGAUCCUUCGAAAAGUAGAUUAUUGGACUCGAAAAAAUGUUGCUGAAGAACCAACUAAUCAAAACACCAUUUCUCAGGCCAUUCGAUUUCAAUCUUAUGAGUCAAUGGAUACUAAGCGACGGAGUCAUAAGCGGCAACGAAGCUCUGAAUGCUUCCUUUUUCGGUCUACACCUCUAAUUACGAUUCCGACUGUGUCGUUAGUGAAAAUCAGCCUGUAAAAAUUACUUUUACGGUAGUAUCACCGAUAGUACAAAAACAUAAAAAUAACCCUCUCUAUUCCUUUCUCUAAGGCUGUAACCCAUAGAAGCAUAUUUAGCUGAACAGCCACAUUGAUGAGAUUUGCCUUAGGAUGUAUCAAGAAACCACCCCGGUUUUUUUCAUUCGCAGAUAUUUCAGGGUAAUUGGGAUAGCAACACGGUGGUUUACAAUGUCAUCACACCAGUGAUCUACACACGGUAUAUUCGCAUUCUGCCAAAGUCGUGGGAAUCUCAUUUAAGCAUGAGAGCGGAGUUUUAUACCUGUCAAUAUGGUAAAUACUUAAAAUAUACAGUUUUUACUUCACAGAGUUGAACGUUGAAUUCCUACAGUAACUACUAUUUCGCCGAUUGGGUCGCCGACAUCCCAGCAUAUCAUUACCAUGUUGUUCCAUGUCGCAAUGGCCCAAGAUAUGCCCUUAGGUCAAAAACAGUAAAAGUCUAGAGAGAAAUCUCCCUAUUCGUAGGUUAGAGUGUUCCUGUUUUUUUCUUUUUUGACAGAUGACGACAUUUUGGAGAGCUAUCAACGUCUUUCUAAAAAAACUGAAUGACAUCUUUAGUUUUCAAUGAGUAUUCAAAGAUUAGAUCUGAAGUGUCUUGCCAAAGCUCAACCAACGAGCUUCAGUUAGUACAGGAGUGAAGCCAUGCACGAGGGACAUCUGUAACAGGCCUCCUGCGAACAGCUAGGAUCGGCAAUGUCGAGGCGUCGCCAUUAUCCAUUUUUUGCCAAUGAAGGUUUUAGUUUAUUGAUAGGCACUCUGUAGCGCUUUGUAAGGGAUCUGAUCGCGACAUUGAAAUUUUGGAAUCCUGUUCAAGUUGUCAGGUUUUCCCCGUCUUAUUCUGAAGUAUUAUUCAUCUUCUUACAGAUGUCAAUGUCGAGCGCGUCAACUUAACAUCCUCUGUUCCGAGUUCAACUGGUGUCGGUCUUCAGUGGUCACCUCCGGACACGGAGAAGUUGGGAGAACCGCUGUCCGGAUACCGAGUGGAAAUUUUUGAUUUCCUGAGAGGAGAGCGUUUUAACUACACAGUGAACUCUUCCAUGUCAGGUGCAAACCUGGACAUUUUGAAACCGUUUACACCGUAUGAGUUUAAAGUUUAUGGCUUCACAAGUUCCUGGGAAGGCAAUAUUACAGACAUAAUCAGCUUGAAAACACAUGAAGACGGUAGGUUUUAGAACCGCGGUACAUAUGGUACAUUCAGGGUUUUUAGCUCUCUUGGGAAGUGAUAGUAUGCAAUAGCUUAAUGUGAACGUUGUUAUAUGUCCAGGAAAGCAUUAAACAUCGUAUUCAGCUAAGAAAACUAAGGAAAGACUAGAGCGCUUUAAUUUUCAAUUGAGUGUUGUAAGACCAGGACCGAAGUAAUCACAAUGGCAAUUAGAACGAUGGACGGAACAGGCGCGUAGGGGAAUCGCUCGGAAAACGCGAGAAACUAAAACGAAUUGGUUCUAAUUUAAAAACUGAUCGGUUGAGGAAGUAGUAGGGCGAGAUUUCUUGAACAAUCUCAGAGCGAAAUGGCGCAAAACCAAAGCAAUCUUGGACUACCCCGACACUCAGUUGAAAAUUUCUCUAUCGAUUCAUUUCCUUUUCGCAAUUCAGUCAAAGAAGAUUUGAACACAACCAGAAGGUUAAACAACCGUGAGAAUGUUCGGACGUUCGUAAGUGUUCGUGGUUAACCCGAAUACUUCCGUUGAUGGUUGACUGUGAACCUUUUUUUUUCAGCUCCAAGUCAAUCUCCAAGAAAUUUCACUCUUAAACACACCACAAAGUCGGAACUAACCUUCCAGCUAAAACCAGUGGACGAGUACCAUAUCAAUGGUGUACUGCGCGGCUACAAAGUCACCUAUGGUGAAAGCAAUUCUCCAAACGACACGUGGACGACUUUAGUUAUCAACGCUACUCACGGCAGGCGUAGGAGGAGAAGCACUGAGAACGAGACACUUAGCUUCAGUCUUCACAAUUUAAAGAAAUACACCACGUACACAAUUACUGUGUUGGCUUUCACCAUCAAAGAUGGUGUUCCAACAUUGGCGGCAAACUUUACCACAGCAGAAGAUGGUAUGGCAUGAUAUACUGAAUCAAUUUUUUACUCAAAAAUAUAGUUAAUGUUCAAGUCCUAAAUGUAUCUACGCAUGUGUAUUUAUACUUGAUUGCCACCCCCCUCCCCCCCUCCCCCAAGCCAUGGGUGGGGCUUUUCAGGGCCAAUAUGAAUGAAUGA
This is a messenger RNA of Pocillopora meandrina, 25609 nucleotides long. NCBI's taxonomy places the organism in Eukaryota, Metazoa, Cnidaria, Anthozoa, Scleractinia, Pocilloporidae. The record is from the annotation of a GenBank genome assembly.